This is a messenger RNA of Closterium sp. NIES-67, 14696 nucleotides long. Lineage: Eukaryota; Viridiplantae; Streptophyta; Zygnematophyceae; Desmidiales; Closteriaceae. The record is from the annotation of a GenBank genome assembly.
UCUAGGCGGGGAGAGAAGAAAUUUCGGCUGAAUCUAGGCUUGGCGGAGCAUGGAAUGCUCGGCACAAUCUAUGCUUGGAGUUACCUACUAAUUAUGUUCGUCACUACCUAGGCUCGGGGAACUUUAGAAUGAUAGGGAAACCUAGGAUGCCAUUCUAGUAAGUCGUUUCGCUGCAAAUAAAUAACGGCUAGUGUGACAAUGUCGAAGGAUAACGUGGCUAUGGAGGUGGAACUCGGGCAGCUUCGAAUAAAAAACUCCGACCUUCGUUUCAAGGUCGACCGGCUACAGACCGACUUACGAGCCGCGAGGGACCUCGCAGCGGCAGUCACGGCGGAGCUGGACACGUGGAAGAAGCAGAGCGUUCCCCGCGCCGAGGCGGAGAACCUGCGCGCGGAGGCGGAGAAAUGGAAAGCGCGCGCGGAAGCCUCCGCGGGAAGUUCCGCCGGGCUGCGGGGAGGUGGCGGCGGGGGAAAAGAGCUUGAGGAGAAAAUAACGGCUUUAGAAGUCGAAUUAGGUAAGUAUAAAUUUAAGAACAUGGACCUCCAGAAUAAAGUCGAUAGACUCUCCAAGGAGUUUAAGAGCCGGCCUUCAGCUGGCGGCGAAGCGGGAAAACCGCCUCCCGGGUCGGUGGCGGGAACCGCGGCGGCGGGAAACGCGCAGGCGGCGGCGGGACACGCGCAGGGAGCGCCGGCGGCCGCGGGCUCGGCGGCGGGGCUGACGGGGAAGGCGCUGUUCUUGAGUCGCCUAAGGAGCGGGGAGCUGUCGUCGCGCGGGCCUGGCGGGCCAGGCGGGCCAGGCAAGACAAGCGGGUCCGCCGGCGGGAUUGGCGGCGGGUCUAGCUGGCGAGCGCGGGGUAAGGGGGAGGCGGAGGCCGCUUUGGAGGGGGAGCAGAGGCGGAAGGAGGAGGAGGAGAAUCAGCGGAAGAUGGGGGAGGAGAAUGGACGGCUGAGAUCUUCCCUCGAGGAGGCUGAGAAGCGGUUGGAGAUGUGGAAAGGCGUUGCGGAGAGAUGGAGAAAGGAAGUCGAGGCUUUGAAAGGGGUACCUUGCGAGUCGCCUAAGGAGGUACUAUUUUGCGCUGAAGAAUCUAAGGAGGAGUCUAAGGAGGAGUCUAAGGCGGGAUCUAAGGCGGGAUGUCUGGAAGAACCUACGGCGGAAUCUAAGGCCGAGUCGAGUACAUGCGUUUCUCAUGACAGCGCGAGUGGGGCUGAGGAGCAGAAAGAGGAAAGUUUAGGGACGACUUUAAAGAUGCAUACAGAAUCGUCUUCUAUUGGCAGUGAGUCUGCUAAUGGUGUAGAGUCUUCUAACGCGGUGAAAUCGACUAACGGGGUAGAGUCUUCUAGUGGCGCUGAGUCUAUUAAUGAGUCUAAGAACGAGUCUAAUAACGAGCCUAAUAACGAGUCUUAUGAAGGGGUGGGCUAUGGGUUAACGUGUACAGAUGGACUCGCAGCCGCAAGCCGCGAGGUGAUUGUUGAUUCGACUCUAAAAUCACCCGCAGCUGCAAAACGCGAAGGAGCUGAAGAGAAGGGAGAGCAGCAAGGGGAGCAGCAAGAGGAGAAACGGGGAGAGCAGCAACGGGAGGAGGAGCAGAGAGGGCAGCAAGGGGAGCGGCAAGGGGUACAGCACGGAAAGCAGCAAGGGCUACAAGGGGCAGAGCUGGAGCAGCGGGGGGGGUGUACAGAUGAGCAAGCAGCUGCGAAGUGCGAGGGAGCUGAAGAGAAGGGGAAGCAGAGAGGAGAGAAACGGGGAGAGCAGCAAGUGAAGAUGCAGCAAGGGGAGCAGCAAGCUGAGCAGCACGCAGAGCAGCAGCAGGAGGAGCAGCAAGGAAAGCAGCAAGCACAGCAGCAAGAAGAGCAGCAAACAGAGCAGCAGCACAGAAAGACACAUCAAGAGGAAACGGAGGAAGAGAAUGCACGAAAGGGAGAUAUUCUGGCAGGGGGGUCGGUUGCAGGAGGGGCAAAGGAGGGAGAGAAGGGGGAAGGGCGUGGGGCGGGAGAGAAGGUGGAAGUGAAGGGGGAAGGUGUUUGUGGGGAUGGUGGGGCUGGUGAGGUAGCGGAAGGGAUUUUGCAGAGAAAUGAGAAAGAGCAAGGGGAAGAACGAGCAUUGGAGCAGGGGGGGGAGCAUGGGGGGGAGCAUGGGGGGGAGCAUGGGGGGGAGCAUGGGGGGGAGCAAGCGGAUGGAAAGGGGGAAAAGCAGGGGGGAUCAGGUUGUAACAAAUUGACAGUAAUUAUUGAGGCAUCAGCUUGUAACGAGGAUGGGAUGCAAACACGAGUCAUACAAGAAGGUGGGAAUAGAGAAAGGCGGCAAGCAGAGCAUCUCGAACGCAUGACCUCAGCGCGAAAAGGAGCGGCUAAUAACGAGGAUAAGCUGCUGCAGGGGAGGCUGGCGAGUCCCUCUUUUGGGUCUAAUCCUCCAAGUCCCUCCUUCACAUCUAGGCCGCUCUUUAGCAAACUGCCUCCUGCUAUAGCGAGUAUGGAAAGUAUGGCCAGGUGUCUGCAUCCACACACUUUAGAGGAUAACGAGCCUUCUCCUAAGGGGACUCCAAGGCAGCUUAUAAAGGGUACAGGUGCGGCAGAGGAGGGGGGAGUUAGGGGGGAGGAAGCCCGGGGGCUGAUCCGGGGAGGGUGGUUGGAGCUAGGGAGGAGGAGAGAGGAGGCGGAGAGGGGUAUGAAGGAGGCUCUGAGGGCGAGAGAAGUUGCAGAGAGAGGGAGGGAGGGAGCAGAGAGGAGAAGGAAAGAAGCAGAGGAGAAAAUGGUCCGGGCUUUAAUGGAGAGGGACGAGGCGGAGAGGAGGAGAGAGGAGGCUGAAGGGAGGUUGGCGGAAGUGGAAGGGUGGUGGAGGGAGAGUGAGAAGGGGAGAGAGAGGGAGGGGAGGGGGAGGGAGGAGGUGGAGAGGGCGUUGGAAGAGGAGAGGGGGAGGAGGGAGGAGGCGGAGAAGGGGAGGGAGGAGGCAGAGAGGAGGAGGGAGGAGGGUGAUGGAGAGAGGGAGGAGGCGGAGAGGAGAGCGAGGGAUGUGGAGCGAGAGGGGGAGAGAGUGAGGGAGGAGAUGGAAAGAGCGAGGAGGGAAAUAGAGGGGAGGUUGGCAGAAGCGAGCGCAGCACAGAGGGAAGCUGAAGCGAGGCGAAAUGAGGCUAUAAAGGCAAUGGAGGAGGCUUGUCACGGGGAAAGAACAGCCCUAGGGCUGAGAGACAGGGCAGUAUAUGAGAGAGUGGAGAUGGCAAGGGAAAGGGACGAGGCGGAGAGGAGGAGGGAGGAAGAGGAGGGGAGGAGGAGAGCGGCAGAGACGGAGUGUGGGGAAGCAGAGAGGAGGAGGGGGAUUGCUGAGAGGGAGAGAGAGGAGGCUAUAGAGGCAGCAGUGAGAGCAGAGAAGAGGAGGGGGGAGGCAGAGAGGGAGCGAGAUGCUGCUGUGAGAGAGAAGGUAAAGGCUGAGAGGGUAAUGGAAGGGGCUGUUCUAGAGAGGGACCUGGCUUUGUUAAAGGCGGAAGAAGCUGCCAGGAAGGUUUGGGAUGCGGAACGCGUGAGGAUUGAGGCUAAAAGGGUGUGGGAAGAUGCGGAUAAGAUCCGGGCAGAAGCGGAAACUGCGCAGGCUGAGGCUGAGAAAGCUCGGGCAGCUGCGGAAAAGUUUAAGGCGGAGUCGGAGCUGGUCCGGGCAGCUGCUGAGAUUGCCAAGGGGGAGGCUGAGGCGAUGAAACGGGAGGUGGAAGUUUUGCGGGCAGAAACGGCGGCGGCUUUGGCUGCCCGGGAAGAGGAGCGGGCGAAGAAGAUUGGUCUUGAGGGGAAGAUAGAAUCUUUAUUGAUGACCGUGGAAGCGCAAAAAAGGGCAGGGUCGGGCAGGUUAACAGAAGGGGAGGAAGGAGAGAUAAGGAUAGCACACGAUUUGAGAGUGUGGGGGCGACAGCUACAGGCAGAAUUGCUCAAAGGUGAAGAGGAGAGGAGGGGGUUAGAGGAGAGGUGUAGGAAGGUGGAGGAGAGAGUGAGGGAUGUGGAGAGAGUGAGGGAGGAGUCGGAGAGGGGGAGAGAGAGGGCGGAGAGAGAGAGGGAGGAGGCGGCUGGAAAGGUAAGAGAGGCAGAAAGAGUGGCGGAGAGGCUUAGAGGGGAGUUGAGAAGGUUGAUUGGAGGGAUGGUGGGAGAGGAGAAAGAGGGAGGGGAGGAGAAGGAGGAGAGGGAAGGGGAGGGGGAGAGGAAAGGGAAGAUGGGAAGGGAGGAGGGCGGGAAGAGAGAGGAGGACAGGGAGAGUAUGACAAAGCCGACAGGGAUAGAGGAUGAGUCAGCAGGAAAGUGUGGUUUGGCUGGAGAGGGGGGUGUGGGGAAAGGGGAGGGAGGAGCUGACAAAGACGAGAGUGGUGAGGACUUGGAGAGUGUGAAGGAAGGGGGUUUGAGACAUGAAAGGGAGGAGGAUGUGGUGAGUGAGGCGGUGGUGCUAGUUGCUGAUCACUUGACUGCAGUCGCUCCUACAAGGCGGGCAGGGGGUGCUCGGGAGCAGGAGCAGGAGACACGUGAGGCGAAGCGCCAGGAGAAGGAGCAGGAGAAGGAGCAGGAGGAUGAGAGGUGGGAGAGGAAGGAGAGGCACGUAAAGAAGGAGGAAGAGGAGGAGGAAGAGGAAGAGGUGAAAGAGGUGUUGACAGUGACAGAGACGGACAGACAGAGAGGUGUUGAAACCCAUACUAUGGACAGGCAGUUGCAAAGGCAGUUGCAGGGGCAAUCGCAGUUGCAGCUAAGAGGGGGGAUGGCAGACGGAGGAAGGGAGGAGGUGGAGAGGCUUGUACAGCAACUGCAGCAUGCUCUUAGCGAGGCUGAAAGGCAGAAGGUUACUGCUGAGAAGGGAAGGGAAGUGGCAGAGACGCUUGUACAGGAGUUGAAGCAUGCUCUUAGUGAGACUGAAUGGCAAAGGGAAGAAGCGCAGAGGGAGAGGGUGGUGGAUGCAGAGAAGAGAAGGGAUGAGAUGGAGAGGCAAGAGAUGGAGAGGCAAGCCGCUCUUACUGCAACUGCGAGCGAGAGGGAGGCGGCAGAAAAUGAACGAGUGGAGGCUGAGAAGGAGAAGCAGGAAGCAGAGAGUGCAAGAGUGAAGGCUGAGAAGGAGAGGGAGGAAGCGGAGAAGGCACGGAGUGAGGCCGAGCAGAAGAGGGAGGAGGCUGAUCAGAAGAGAGAGAAGGCUGAGCAGAAGAGAGAGGAGGCUGAGCAGAAGAGAGAGGAGGCUGAGCAGAAGAGAGAGGAGGCUGAGGCAGCGAAAUGUGAGGCUGAGAAGGAGAGGGAGGAAGCGGAGAAGGCACGGAGUGAGGCCGAGCAGAAGAGGGAGGAGGCUGAUCAGAAGAGAGAGGAGGCUGAGCAGAAGAGAGAGGAGGCUGAUCAGAAGAGAGAGGAGGCUGAGGCAUCGAAAUGUGAGGCAGAGAAGGAGAGGGAGGAAGCGGAGAAGGCACGGAAUGAGGCCGAGCAGAAGAGGGAGGAGGCUGAGCAGAAGAGAAAGGAGGCUGAUCAGAAGAGAGAGGAGGCUGAGGCAGCGAAAUGUGAGGCAGAGAAGGGGAGGGAGGAAGCGGAGAAGGCACGGAGUGAGGCUGAGCAGAAGAGGGAGGAGGCUGAACAGAAGAGAGUGGAGGCUGAGGCGGCAAAAUGUGAGGCAGAGAAGGAGAGGGAGGAAGCGGAGAAGGCACGGAGUGAGGCUGAGCAGAAGAGGGAGGAGGCUGAGCAGAAGAGAGAGGAGGCCGAGGCAGCGAGAUGUGAGGCAGAGAAGGAGAGGGAGGAAGCGGAGAAGGCACGGAGUGAGGCUGAGCAGAAGAGGGAGGAGGCUGAGCAGAAGAGAGAGGAGGCUGAGGCAGCGAAAUGUGAGGCAGAGAAGGGGAGGGAGGAAGCGGAGAAGGCACGGAGUGAGGCUGAGCAGAAGAGGGAGGAGGCUGAACAGAAGAGAGUGGAGGCUGAGGCGGCAAAAUGUGAGGCAGAGAAGGAGAGGGAGGAAGCGGAGAAGGCACGGAGUGAGGCUGAGCAGAAGAGGGAGGAGGCUGAGCAGAAGAGAGAGGAGGCCGAGGCAGCGAGAUGUGAGGCAGAGAAGGAGAGGGAGGAAUCGGAGAAGGCACGGAGUGAGGCCGAGCAGAAGGGGGAGGAGGCUGAGCAGAAGAGAGAGGAGGCCGAGGCAGCGAAAUGUGAGGCAGAAAAGGGAAGGGAGGAAGCGGAGAAGGCACGGAGUGAGGCUAAGCAGAAGAGGGAGGAUACUGAACAGAAGAGAGUGGAGGCUGAGGCGGCAAAAUGUGAGGCAGAGAAGGAGAGGGAGGAAGCGGAGAAGGCACGGAGUGAGGCUGAGCAGAAGAGGGAGGAGGCUGAGCAGAAGAGAGAGGAGGCUGAGGCAGCGAAAUGUGAGGCAGAGAAGGGGAGGGAGGAAGCGGAGAAGGCACGGAGUGAGGCUCAGCAGAAGAGGGAGGAGGCUGAACAGAAGAGAGAGGAGGCUGAGGCAGCGAGAUGUGAGGCAGAGAAGGAGAGGGAGGAAGCGGAGAAGGCACGGAGUGAGGCCGAAAAGAAGAGGGAGGAGGCUGAGCAGAAGAGAGAGGAGGCUGAUCAGAAGAGAGAGGAGGCUGAGGCAUCGAAAUGUGAGGCAGAGAAGGAGAGGGAGGAAGCGGAGAAGGCACGGAAUGAGGCCGAACAGAAGAGGGAGGAGGCUGAGCAGAAGAGAAAGGAGGCUGAUCAGAAGAGAGAGGAGGCUGAGGCAGCGAAAUGUGAGGCAGAGAAGGAGAGGGAGGAAGCGGAGAAGGCACGGAGUGAGGCCGAGCAGAAGAGGGAGGAGGCUGAGCAGAAGAGUGAGGAGGCUGAUCAGAAGAGAGAGGAGGCUGAGGCAUCGAAAUGUGAGGCAGAGAAGGAGAGGGAGGAAGUGGAGAAGGCACGGAAUGAGGCCGAGCAGAAGAGGGAGGAGGCUGAGCAGAAGAGAAAGGAGGCUGAUCAGAAGAGAGAGGAGGCUGAGGCAGCGAAAUGUGAGGCAGAGAAGGAGAGGGAGGAAGCGGAGAAGGCACGGAGUGAGGCUGAGCAGAAGAGGGAGGAGGCUGAACAGAAGAGAGUGGAGGCUGAGGCGGCAAAAUGUGAGGCAGAGAAGGAGAGGGAGGAAGCGGAGAAGGCACGGAGUGAGGCUGAGCAGAAGAGGGAGGAGGCUGAGCAGAAGGGAGAGGAGGCUGAGGCAGCGAAUUGUGAGGCAGAGAAGGAGAGGGAGGAAGUGGAGAAGGCACGGAGUGAGGCUGAGCAGAAGAGGGAGGAGGCUGAGCAGAAGAGAGAGGAGGCUGAGGCGGCGAAAUGUGAGGCAGAGAAGGAGAGGGAGGAAGCGGAGAAGGCACGGAGUGAGGCCGAGCAGAAGGGGGAGGAGGCUGAGCAGAAGAGAGAGGAGGCCGAGGCAGCGAAAUGUGAGGCAGAAAAGGGAAGGGAGGAAGCGGAGAAGGCACGGAGUGAGGCUAAGCAGAAGAGGGAGGAGGCUGAGCAGAAGAGAGAGGAGGCCGAGGCAGCGAGAUGUGAGGCAGAGAAGGAGAGGGAGGAAGCGGAGAAGGCACGGAGUGAGGCUGAGCAGAAGAGGGAGGAGGCUGAACAGAAGAGAGAGAGGGAGGAAGCGGAGAAGGCACGGAGUGAGGCUGAGCAGAAGAGGGAGGAGGCUGAGCAGAAGAGAGAGGAGGCUGAGGCGGCGAAAUGUGAGGCAGAGAAGGAGAGGGAGGAAGCGGAGAAGGCACGGAGUGAGGCUGAGCAGAAGAGGGAGGAGGCUGAGCAGAAGAGAGAGGAGGCUGAUCAGAAGAGAGAGGAGGCUGAGGCAGCGAAAUGUGAGGCAGAGAAGGAGAGGGAGGAAGCGGAGAAGGCACGGAGUGAGGCUGAGCAGAAGAGGGAGGAGGCUGAUCAGAAGAGAGAGGAGGCUGAGGCAGCGAAAUGUGAGGCAGAGCAGGAGAGGGAGGAAGCGGAGAAGGCACGGAGUGAGGCCGAGCAGAAGAGGGAGGAGGCUGAGCAGAAGAGGGAGGAGGCUGAGGCGGCGAAAUGUGAGGCAGAGAAGGAGAGGGAGGAAGCGGAGAAGGCACGGAGUGAGGCCGAGCAGAAGGGGGAGGAGGCUGAGCAGAAGAGAGAGGAGGCCGAGGCAGCGAAAUGUGAGGCAGAAAAGGGAAGGGAGGAAGCGGAGAAGGCACGGAGUGAGGCUAAGCAGAAGAGGGAGGAUGCUGAACAGAAGAGAGUGGAGGCUGAGGCGGCAAAAUGUGAGGCAGAGAAGGAGAGGGAGGAAGCGGAGAAGGCACGGAGUGAGGCUGAGCAGAAGAGGGAGGAGGCUGAGCAGAAGAGAGAGGAGGCUGAGGCGGUGAAAUGUGAGGCAGAGAAGGAGAGGGAGGAAGCGGAGAAGGCACGGAGUGAGGCUGAGCAGAAGAGGGAGGAGGCUGAGCAGAAGAGAGAGGAGGCUGAUCAGAAGAGAGAGGAGGCUGAGGCAGCGAAAUGUGAGGCAGAGAAGGAGAGGGAGGAAGCGGAGAAGGCACGGAGUGAGGCUGAGCAGAAGAGGGAGGAGGCUGAUCAGAAGAGAGAGGAGGCUGAGGCAGCGAAAUGUGAGGCAGAGCAGGAGAGGGAGGAAGCGGAGAAGGCACGGAGUGAGGCCGAGCAGAAGAGGGAGGAGGCUGAGCAGAAGAGGGAGGAGGCUGAGGCGGCGAAAUGUGAGGCAGAGAAGGAGAGGGAGGAAGCGGAGAAGGCACGGAGUGAGGCUGAGCAGAAGAGGGAGGAGGCUGAGCAGAAGAGAGAGGAGGCCGAGGCAGCGAAAUGUGAGGCAGAGAAGGAGAGGGAGGAAGCGGAGAAGGCACGGAGUGAGGCUGAGCAGAAGAGGGAGAAGGCUGAGCAGAAGAGAGAGGAGGCCGAGGCAGCGAAAUGUGAGGCAGAGAAGGAAAGGGAGGAAGCGGAGAAGGCACGGAGUGAGGCUGAGCAGAAGAGGGAGGAGGCUGAUCAGAAGAGAGAGGAGGCUGAGGCAGCGAAAUGUGAGGCAGAGCAGGAGAGGGAGGAAGCGGAGAAGGCACGGAGUGAGGCCGAGCAGAAGAGGGAGGAGGCUGAGCAGAAGAGAGAGGAGGCUGAGGCAGCGAAAUGUGAGGCAGAGAAGGGGAGGGAGGAAGCGGAGAAGGCACGGAGUGAGGCUGAGCAGAAGAGGGAGGAGGCUGAGCAGAAGAGAGAGGAGGCUGAGGCGGCGAAAUGUGAGGCAGAGAAGGAGAGGGAGGAAGCGGAGAAGGCACGGAGUGAGGCUGAGCAGAAGAGGGAGGAGGCUGAGCAGAAGAGAGAGGAGGCCGAGGCAGCGAAAUGUGAGGCAGAGAAGGAGAGGGAGGAAGCGGAGAAGGCACGGAGUGAGGCUGAGCAGAAGAGGGAGGAGGCUGAGCAGAAGAGAGAGGAGGCUGAGGCAGCGAGAUGUGAGGCAGAGAAGGAGAGGGAGGAAGUGGAGAAGGCACGGAAUGAGGCUGAGCAGAAGAGGGAGGAGGCUGAUCAGAAGAGAGAGGAGGCUGAGGCAGCGAAAUGUGAGGCAGAGAAGGAGAGGGAGGAAGCGGAGAAGGCACGGAAUGAGGCCGAGCAGAAGAGGGAGGAGGCUGAGCAGAAGAGAGAGGAGGCUGACGCGGCAAAAUGUGAGGCAGAGAAGGAGAGGGAGGAAGCGGAGAAGGCACGGAGUGAGGCUGAGCAGAAGAGGGAGAAGGCUGAGCAGAAGAGAGAGGAGGCCGAGGCAGCGAAAUGUGAGGCAGAGAAGGAAAGGGAGGAAGCGGAGAAGGCACGGAGUGAGGCUGAGCAGAAGAGGGAGGAGGCUGAUCAGAAGAGAGAGGAGGCUGAGGCAGCGAAAUGUGAGGCAGAGAAGGAGAGGGAGGAAGCGGAGAAGGCACGGAGUGAGGCCGAGCAGAAGAGGGAGGAGGCUGAACAGGCGAGAGAGGAGGCUGAGGCGGCAAAAUGUAAGGCAGAGAAGGAGAGGGAGGAAGCGGAGAAGGCACGGAGUGAGGCUGAGCAGAAGAGGGAGGAGGCUGAGCAGAAGAGAGAGGAGGCUGAGGCGGCGAAAUGUGAGGCAGAGAAGGAGAGGGAGGAAGCGGAGAAGGCACGGAGUGAGGCUGAGCAGAAGAGGGAGGAGGCUGAGCAGAAGAGAGAGGAGGCCGAGGCAGCGAAAUGUGAGGCAGAGAAGGAGAGGGAGGAAGCGGAGAAGGCACGGAGUGAGGCUGAGCAGAAGAGGGAGGAGGCUGAGCAGAAGAGAGAGGAGGCUGAGGCGGCGAAAUGUGAGGCAGAGAAGGAGAGGGAGGAAGCGGAGAAGGCACGGAGUGAGGCCGAGCAGAAGAGGGAGGAGGCUGAACAGGCGAGAGAGGAGGCUGAGGCGGCAAAAUGUAAGGCAGAGAAGGAGAGGGAGGAAGCGGAGAAGGCACGGAGUGAGGCUGAGCAGAAGAGGGAGGAGGCUGAGCAGACGAGAGAGGAGGCUGAGGCAGCGAAAUGUGAGGCAGAGAAGGAGAGGGAGGAAGCGGAGAAGGCACGGAGUGAGGCUGAGCAGAAGAGGGAGGAGGCUGAGCAGAAGAGAGAGGAGGCUGAGGCAGCGAGAUGUGAGGCAGAGAAGGAGAGGGAGGAAGCGGAGAAGGCACGGAGUGAGGCUGAGCAGAAGAGGGAGGAGGCUGAGCAGAAGAGAGAGGAGGCCGAGGCAGCGAUAUGUGAGGCAGAGAAGGAGAGGGAGGAAGCGGAGAAGGCACGGAGUGAGGCUGAGCAGAAGAGGGAGGAGGCUGAGCAGAAGAGAGAGGAGGCUGAGGCAGCGAGAUGUGAGGCAGAGAAGGAGAGGGAGGAAGUGGAGAAGGCACGGAAUGAGGCUGAGCAGAAGAGGGAGGAGGCUGAUCAGAAGAGAGAGGAGGCUGAGGCAGCGAAAUGUGAGGCAGAGAAGGAGAGGGAGGAAGCGGAGAAGGCACGGAGUGAGGCCGAGCAGAAGAGGGAGGAGGCUGAACAGGCGAGAGAGGAGGCUGAGGCGGCAAAAUGUAAGGCAGAGAAGGAGAGGGAGGAAGCGGAGAAGGCACGGAGUGAGGCUGAGCAGAAGAGGGAGGAGGCUGAGCAGACGAGAGAGGAGGCUGAGGCAGCGAAAUGUGAGGCAGAGAAGGAGAGGGAGGAAGCGGAGAAGGCACGGAGUGAGGCUGAGCAGAAGAGGGAGGAGGCUGAGCAGAAGAGAGAGGAGGCUGAGGCAGCGAGAUGUGAGGCAGAGAAGGAGAGGGAGGAAGCGGAGAAGGCACGGAGUGAGGCUGAGCAGAAGAGGGAGGAGGCUGAGCAGAAGAGAGAGGAGGCCGAGGCAGCGAAAUGUGAGGCAGAGAAGGAGAGGGAGGAAGCGGAGAAGGCACGGAAGAGGAGGCUGAGGCAGCGAAGAUGUGAGGCAGAGAAGGAGAGGGAGGAAGUGGAGAAGGCACGGAAUGAGGCUGAGCAGAAGAGGGAGGAGGCUGAUCAGAAGAGAGAGGAGGCUGAGGCAGCGAAAUGUGAGGCAGAGAAGGAGAGGGAGGAAGCGGAGAAGGCACGGAGUGAGGCCGAGCAGAAGAGGGAGGAGGCUGAACAGGCGAGAGAGGAGGCUGAGGCGGCAAAAUGUAAGGCAGAGAAGGAGAGGGAGGAAGCGGAGAAGGCACGGAGUGAGGCUGAGCAGAAGAGGGAGGAGGCUGAGCAGACGAGAGAGGAGGCUGAGGCAGCGAAAUGUGAGGCAGAGAAGGAGAGGGAGGAAGCGGAGAAGGCACGGAGUGAGGCUGAGCAGAAGAGGGAGGAGGCUGAGCAGAAGAGAGAGGAGGUUGAGGCAGCCAGAUGUGAGGCAGAGAAGGAGAGGGAGGAAGCGGAGAAGGCACGGAGUGAGGCCGAGCAGAAGAGGGAGGAGGCUGAGCAGAAGAGAGCGGAGGCUGAGCAGAAGAGAGAGGAGGCUGACGCGGCAAAAUGUGAGGCAGAGAAGGAGAGGGAGGAAGCGGAGAAGGCAUGGAGUGAGGCUGAGCAGAAGAGGGAGAAGGCUGAGCAGAAGAGAGAGGAGGCCGAGGCAGCGAAAUGUGAGGCAGAGAAGGAAAGGGAGGAAGCGGAGAAGGCACGGAGUGAGGCUGAGCAGAAGAGGGAGGAGGCUGAGCAGAAGAGAGAGGAGGCUGAUCAGAAGAGAGAGGAGGCUGAGGCAGCGAAAUGUGAGGCAGAGAAGGAGAGGGAGGAAGCGGAGAAGGCACGGAGUGACGCCGAGCAGAAGAGGGAGGAGGCUGAACAGAAGAGAGAGGAGGCUGAGGCGGCAAAAUGUAAGGCAGAGAACGAGAGGGAGGAAGCGGAGAAGGCACGGAGUGAGGCAGAGCAGAAGAGGGAGGAGGCUGAGCAGAAGAGAGAGGAGGCUGAGGCAUCAAAAUGUGAGGCAGAGAACGAGAGGGAGGAAGCGGAGAAGGCACGGAGUGAGGCCGAGCAGAAGAGGGAGGAGGCUGAGCAGAAGAGAGAGGAGGCUGAGGCGGCUAAAUGUGAGGCAGAGAAGGAGAGGGAGGAAGCGGAGAAGGCACGGAGUGAGGCCGAGCAGAAGAUGGAGGAGGCUGAGCAGAAGAGAGAGGAGGCUGAGGCGGCUAAAUGUGAGGCUGAGAAGGAGAUGGAGGAAGCGGAGAAGGCACGGAGUGAGGCUGAGCAGAAGUGGGAGCAGGCUGAGCAGAAGAGGGAGGAGGCUGAGGCAGCGAGAUGUGAGGCUGAGAAGGAGAGGGAGGAAGCGGAGAAGGCACGGAGUCAGGCUGAGGAAAAGAGGGAGGAGGCUGAGCAGAAGUCCGAGGAGGCUGACCAGAGGAGAGAGGAGGCUGAGGCAGCGAAAUAUGAGGUUGAGAAGGAGAGGGGGGAAGCGGAGAAGGCACGGAGAGAGGCUGAGCAGAAGAGGGAGGAGGCUGAGCAGAAGAGGGAGGAGGCUGAGGCAGCGAAAUGUGUGGUUGAGAAGGAGAGGGGCGAAGCGGAGAAGGCACGGAUUGACGCUGAGGAGAAGAGAGAGGAGGCUGAGCAGAAGAGAGAGGAGGCUGAGGAGAAGAGAGAGGAGGCUGAGCUGAAUAGAGAGGAGGCUGAGGCAUCGAAAUGUGAGGCUGAGAAGGAGAGGGAGAAAGCGGAGAAGGCACGGAGUGAGGCUGAGCAGAAGAGGGAGGAGGCAGAGUUUGAGAGAGAUGGUGCAUUAGCCAAAGCAGAAGUUGCUAUGAGGCAAUGGGAGGAGGCUGAUCGGGAGAGGGAGGGUGCUUUUGCCAAGGCUGAAGUGGCAGGAAGAGGAAGGGAGGAGUCAGAGAGGGAGAGGGAUGGUGCACUUGCCAAAGCAGAAGAAGCAGAGAGAGCAAGGGAUGGUGCUCUUGCUAAAGCUGAAGAGGCGGAAAGAGGAAGGGAGGAGGCAGAGGGUGAGAGGGAUUGUUGUAUUGCAAAGGCCGAAGAGGCAGUGAGAGCAAGGGAGGAGGCAGAGAGGGAGAGGGAUGGUGCUAUUGUAGAGGCAGAAGAGGCGGGAAUAGCUAGGGAGGAGGCAGAGAAGGAGAGGGAUGGUGCUUUUGCAACGGCAGAAGAGGCGGGAGGAGCAAGGGAGGAGUCAGAGAGGGAGAGGGAUGGUGCUAUUGCAAAGGCAGAAGAGGCGGGAAGAGCAAGGAAGGAGGCAAAGAGGGAGAGGGAUGGUGCUAUUGCAAUGGCAGAAGAGGCGGGAAUAGCGAGGGAGGAGGCAGAGUGGGAGAGGGAUGGUGCUAUUGCAAAGGCAGAAGAGGCGGGAAGAGCAAGGGAGGAGGCAGAGAGGGAGAGGGAUGGUGCACUGGCUAAGGCAGAAGAGGCCGAAAGAGGAAGGGAGGAGGUAGCGCAUGGGGAGAGGUUGGGGGAGAGAGAAAGGGAGCUGGUGCGGGCCCUUGAAGAAGCUGUAGGGGAGCUGGCUGGUGUCGAAGAGCAUAGGGAGACCUUGAUUGAGAGAGAGGCAAAGAUUCUGCGCGCCCUAGAGGAAGCUACAGCGGAGCUGACUCGCGCAAAAGAGCAUGGGGAGAGGUUGAGGGAGAGAGAAGCAGAGAUUCUGCAGGCUCUUGAGGAAGCUGCAGGGGAGCUGGCUGGCGUGAAAGAGCAUAGGGAAACCUUGAUUGGGAGAGAAUCGGAGUUUUUGCGAGCUCUGGAGGAAGCUACAGGGGAGCUGGCCCGUGCAAAGGAGCAUGGGGGGGACUUGGAGGAGGAACUGGGCCGAGUGAGGGUGGAGCUUGAAAGAGUCAAGAGUGAUGGGGAGAGUGUGCAAGAAGAGCUUGAGAGAGAGAGAAGAGAAGGGGAGAGUGUGAGGGGGGAGCUAGAGAGAGUGAAAAGAGAUGGGGAGAGUGUGAAGAGGGAGCUAGAGAGAGUGAGAAGAGAUGGGGAGAGUGUGAAGGGGGAGCUUGAGAGAGUGAGAGGGGAGUUGGAGCGAGUGACCGGGGAGCUGGCGCGGGUGACGGAGGCGAAGAGGGAGAGUGUGCGGAAUUUGAGCGAGUCGCUGCUGGCUUCUGAGGAGCAGAGGAAGAAGCUGGUGGAGCUGCUGCGAUUGGCUGAGAGCUUUGAAGGGUUUUCUACAACACUUUGGUAGUGUCCAAGGCAGAAUUCCAAUUCCCCUGGAUGUGCCCUCGUAUCUAACUUAGUGAGGAAAAUGUUUCUGAUUUAUUUCUGUAAAUAAUGCGUUAUCUCGUGCAUACUACAAUUAUUGCUAACGGUUCGGCUUCAGGAAAAGUUGGAGUGUGUUGCUGACGGUUUCGAACUUAUGAAAAGGUUGGACGGUCAGAGUGGUACAGUGGAUUU